UACAUUUUUUGUACUGUUUUGUUUGUAUAUCUUUCGACUUAGACUAAUAAAAUACGGCAGAAAUAUACAUUAUUUUAAAUAUAAAGAAAUACAAUUUGAAUAGGAAUAUAAUAAAAUAUUUUUUGUAUUUUAUGGUAUAGUCCAUAAAGGAGAGGGUGGAUAUGAGUCUAUUUAAUAUGAAACACCCUUACAUGCAUUUGGAGUAUAUUUCAAGUAAUUUGUAAAGGUAUUUUUAUAUUGUGUUAACAAGAAGAAGUGAGUUGUGAAGUAGUUUAAAGAGAUGAGGAAGACUAAUGUUUGGAUAUUAGAUUUAAAGUUGCUGGGAAUGUUUUUUGUCUUGGAGUAGUGCAAUGUAUUUUAUUUCCUGAAAGGCUAUAAACAUUUUGUGUAACAAUAGUUAUGUGGAGGAAAUGCAUUAGUCUCUGGACAGUUGAUGGUGGCUUGAAAUGGGGGACUAUGCAUUAUAUCAGGCAAUAAAGUCGUUCACACCAUCAUCAGAUGAUGAAUUAGAGUUUCAAAAAGGAGAUGUGUUUCAGAUAUCCGUGCAAAGUCCAUUUGCUAAUAAUCAGUCUAGGAAGCCUGGGUGGCUCUCUGCAUACAAUCGAAGAACCAGGGCAAAAGGAUAUGUUCCAGUGGAAUGUGUUAAGUUACUGGGAUCUGAAGUUGGUAAAACAAUACAUCACCCUUCAGCUUGUGGUGUGGAAGUUUCAGAUGUCAAAUUGGAAGGAGAAACGAAGACACCUGAGCAUAAGUUAGAAGACGAAUACUUCUUAACUCCGAUUUUAUGUAAACAUUGUAAAGACUAUAUUUGGGGUCAGGGCCACAUUGGUGUCAAAUGCAGAGACUGUCACGCUUGUUUCCACAACUAUUGCCUACGAUUCUUCCCAAAUUACCUGUGCCAGAAGGACACCGACACACUGCCACCGGUUACUUUAGAAUAUGACAAGCCUAUCUCGGAGUGGACUUCUUCGAACGUUGUGGAAUGGAUGGCGGCACUAAACCUAUACACGUAUUCAGACGUUUUCAGGUGCAAAGACAUUAAAGGUGCUGAUUUAAUAAAUUUGGAUCGAGAUAAGUUAAUUGGAAUGGGAAUUAAAGAUGAAUUCCAUCAGAAAGCUAUCCUGACAUGCAUAGACGAACUCCUUAAAAAACCCGAGGAUAAGAUAUCUAUUGAAAAUGAACCCGAAGAGUACGUGUCCUCAGGUACGAACUAUGCACAUAACCUGACUCAACACAGCUUUAGUUCCCUGGAAAGAUGUGACAAAUGCAACAAAUAUCUGAGAGGCAUUCUGCAUCAAGGUUUUAUUUGUCAAGACUGCGGACUCGUUGCUCACAGGACCUGUGCCGCGACAGGACUUCCAUCUUGCACGCACCGUCCAAUGGAUGAGAGGUUACAUUUUAUCCAAUUUAAGUCUUUUUUCGGGCAAGGCCUCUGCAUCCAGUUCAAACUAAGUGAAACGCCGGCACCUCAGAUCCUCAUCAGUUGCGCGCUCGAACUAGAGAAAAGAGCCAAAAAUAACGAAUCCUUAGAACUAUACAAUUUGUACUGUGCUACCCCUCCAUCAGAUCAGUUGCACGUUCUGGUAAAGAGAAUCGAAGAAAAUCCGAACAAUGUUGAUCUUACGGAUUUCAGUCCCGUUUGUAUAGCUAGUGUUUUUAAAAAGUAUUUACGUGAAUUGCCCGAUCCGCUUAUACCCGUGCAGUGGUACGACAAGUUCUUGGAAGCUUCGAAGAAAAGGAACGACGAAGAAUGUACUUCCAUUUUGAAGCAGUUGGUGCAGGAAUUGCCCGAGCACCACAAGUCCACGCUCCACUUUAUCAUGGGCCACCUUUGUCGCAUUUGUCAGAUGGAAUACGCCAGGGGCAAUAAGAGCCCUCCGACUGUCCUCAUACAAGUUAUGUGCCAUAUUUUUCUAAGGCCUCCCUGGGAACGUAUAAUACAAGUGGUAUACAACACCCAAGCUCACAACAGAAUUGUCGAACUAUUAUUACUAUACUGCGAGUGGGGAGAAAAGUUACCAGAAUUUGCCUCGGCUCCGGCGAUCCCACCACGGAAGGUGUCACGGAUGGGUAGCAGCGCCGCCUAUUACAGCAGCGUACUAGAGAAAGAAAGGGAGAAAAACAACAUGGCCAUGUCGCUGCAAGACGCCGACUGGUAUUGGGGCGAUAUCAAAAGGGAAGAAGUAAACGAAGUCUUGAACGAUACGGUUGACGGUACGUUUUUAGUUCGAAAUGCCUCUAGUAAAUGUGGUGAAUAUACGUUGACAUUGCGAAAAGGUGGUGCUAAUAAACUAAUUAAAAUAUGUCACCGAAAUGGAAUGUACGGAUUCACUGAACCUUACACAUUCCAUUCCGUCGUGGAGCUCAUAAACCAUUUUAGGCACGACUCGUUAUCACAGUACAACGCUUCUCUUGAUAUUAAGCUGCUCUACCCAGUGUCUAAGUAUAAUCAGGAAGAAGAAUUAGCAAAGACUGAAAAAAUUGAAAAAUUAUUUGAAAAAUUAAUAGCUGUAAAUAAGAAUUUAGCGGAGAAGAACAAGGUGUCGGAAACGGUUUCAAAGGAUUUCAACGAAACCUCAUCUGAAGUACAAACUAAACGCCACGCACUGGACGCUCUGAAAGAGUUAGUACAAGUUUUUCGAGAUCAAACCUCGAUCCAGGAAAAAAUCCAAAACGAGGCCCAGCCGCACGAGAUUAAAAACUUGGAAAUUAAUUCGGAACUGCUGAAAAAACGUUUAGAUUUGAUGUCGGAAAGUUGCGAACAGUUGGAGGAAAUACUGAAGCAAAAGGAAGCUUACAAGAAGGUGUUGGAGCGGGAACUAACAACGUUAAAACCUGAAAUACAUGGGCUCGCCCGAGAAAGGGACAAGUACAUGCGGUGGCUUCAACAGAGAGGUUUCUCACUACCGAAAAUAAACCAGGUCAUCAAUAGGAACAUCGAGGAAACUUCCGAAGAAUGUGAAGUGGAUACGGAGACGCUACCCCACAACGACGAGAAGACGUGGUUGAUGCUGAACUGUUCACGUACUGAAGCAGAACGACUUUUGGACGGAAAACCGGACGGCACAUUUUUAAUUAGAAAGUCGCGGCACGUGGACAAAUACGCGCUGUCGGUAGUGUGCAACGGUAGCGUCAACCAUUGCAUCAUCAACGAAACUAGUAAAGGUUUAGGUUUUACGGAACCGUACAAUAUUUACCCGACCUUGAAGGAUUUGGUCCUGCAUUACGCUACAAACUCAUUAGAAAUCCACAAUGACCUGCUCAAUACAGUAUUGGCUUAUCCAAUUUUGGCAUGUAAUGGAAGUUACAUCGGAGAGAAUCCUCCCAUCUACGUUUCUUAAUAUGUCAAAUCGUGUGAUAAUAAAAAAGCUGCUGUGACUUUUUUUAUAUUCCCAUAUUAAUAUAGUGGUGAUAAAAAAAAACUUCUAACAAAUUAAAUGCAUAUGUAUAUGCAUAGAUAUAGAAUAGAAAACUUAAUUGCUUAAUCACCGAAAAAAUGACUGUGAUAGUGUACUAAAGAUGAGUUUUCACAUGUACUUAUAACAUUAGCACAGUGUGAUAUCGUGGACGGAAGUUGUUGUGAAGAAAUGAAGCUGUGAAGUUGGAUAUCCGUUUAACAAGAUGCACCAGUAACGUAACCAGUUAUUAGAGGCUUUAAUGUAUAUAUACGAGAAGUCUCUCAUUCUCCUAUUGAUCUGUGCUGAUAGCCUGUGAAUCAAAGAGUUUUCACUUUGGUUGGUGUGAUAUGGAAAAUUUAGAUUCCGUUGUUUUGCUCGUUAAAAAAGCCGUUUCCAGGAUCACAAAUUCACGGUCUAGUCGCCGUUAAGUGUUUCCUAAAAGCAGUGUCGCCGGAGAAAAUUAAAGCAGUAAUUUCCCAUUUCCCGUUUUUAGGGGAUAAAGAACUUUCGUCGUGAAAGAAAUUGUGUCAAAUUUGCGAAUUAAUUAAAAUAGUUUCGGCGGACCUUAAUAUUUCAAAGUAAAUUUUUUAUUCUUGAAAAAAAAAAAUCGGUUGAUUAUGAACGAGAACCUUGUCGAAAUCUCAGGGUUGGUCUCAUUUGUCUGAAAUUUUUUCUGUACGAAAAUUCUGCACCCGCUUUAAUUUUUGCCGGCUUAAAAGUUCUCAACCUAUUUCUUAGGGAUUUUAUUUAAACAGCUAUCUGGUCGAUUGCGUAAUACUUAAAAGAGUUUGACCUGAAAACAUACUUUGGUUUUUUUGCAAAAGGGAAUCGUUCCGGUACUACUGCUAAUUUUUUUUUAGCAAAAAGUAUUUAACUGAUCGAUCAGCCGGCAAGGAGGUAUUUUUGCCUAACUUUUCGAUGUUGGUUGAUUUAAGUGAAAAUCACUUUGAUUAAACAGUUUGUUUUUUUAUCUACAUAUUAUUUUGUACCUAAUAGGUACGUACAUCUUAUUCGAUUACUUUGGAACAAAAAGCAUUCUAGAUAAGUACUGGAAAAUCUAGUAGAAAUAUUGAUAUAUAAAACAUUUCGAGAAUGUUUAUAUUUAUUUACUGUUAAAAAUCAAAAUAAAAAACAAGACUAUAUAUUUUAUAAAUAUAAAUUCGAAGAAUUAACCCCUUUGUUGUGGUCGUUAUGAGGUAAUUUUUUUUUUACCCGUAACGAAUCUUAGGAAUUAAAUUAGUGUGGAAGUUUUCCGCAAAUAUUUUUUUUAGAAUUAAUUUGCUGUUAUAAAACUAUAUUCGAAACUGAUCCGAUACGAAAUGAGUAAAUGUAGAAUAUCCGUGACAUAAUUAGUUUCAAUUUUAUUGACAUACAACACUACAAUCUCGCAACAUCUUCAUUAUACUUUAAUAAAACAUUAUUGAUUUUAAUCCUUUCUUUUAAUAAUUUUAAUAUACAAGUAACUGUUUUGGCUCUCUCAGUUAUGUCCAUUGUUUAAUUUCACAUAUACUCAUCUCAUAGUGAUAUGAUAUUGCUUAUAUUGUUUUGAGAUUAUUCAUAACUUAAAUUCCGAAGAUUAAUAUUUUUCAAUCUAAGUAAUUAUAAUAAUAUAUUUCGUUUUUCAUUGAACAUAUUUUUUUUUGGUAAUCGUAGUUGCCAAAUAGUGAAUAUCGGUAGAAUGUAACAUUGGCCACUUUUUUUAUUUAGGGGAGAUAGGGGA
Messenger RNA from Anoplophora glabripennis (Asian longhorned beetle), 5118 nucleotides. RefSeq names its product phosphatidylinositol 3-kinase regulatory subunit alpha (gene Pi3K21B). The coding region runs from base 447 to 3341 and encodes 964 amino acids. Gene Ontology annotation, molecular function: protein binding; GTPase activator activity. The transcript has 8 exons. The record is from RefSeq and is a predicted model, not a curated record. NCBI's taxonomy places the organism in Eukaryota, Metazoa, Arthropoda, Insecta, Coleoptera, Cerambycidae. Gene Ontology annotation, biological process: signal transduction; regulation of GTPase activity.